CCCCACCACUCCAGGAGGAGAAAGCAAGGGAUCAAAGCCCAGGUGUCCUCCACAGCCUAACCCGGCCGUCCGCUGCUCAGUUUCCACUAGGGCUGGCGGUGCUUUUUCCUGCAAGACAUGAAAACCUAAAAGACGUGGAGAAUAUCAAUCCAACAGGAGGUGGUGGAAGUGGAGGGGGGGGGGGGGAAUCUGAAGAGCAGAGCUUCUGGAGUCUCGCCUUUUGGAGCCUUGAGGAUUAUACAAGGAAUUUUUGUGCUACUACUUAGACGCUAAAGGGGGUUAUCCAAAAGACAGAGCUUCCUUUGCAUCCCACCUCCCUUGGAUUCUUGAGAAGACAGGGGGGCUUUCAGGACCAUGGCAUCGCCAGAAGGCAGAAAGAGCAGCACGAGGCAAAGAAAAGUUACCAAAUCUGUUAAAUAAUCAUUCAUGAAAGACAACCAGCCGUUCAGGAGAUGUCCAAUUUCUCGUGGAAAAAUUGCCAACAAUAUGCCUAAGCAGGUAGAAGUGCGGAUGCAUGAAAGCCAACUGAGCCCUGUGGAGCCAAGGCCCAAGAAUGUAUGCCUGCGGUUCUGCCAAUCACUCAGAAAAAACCUGCUCUUGUCUCUUACUGUAUUUGGUGUCAUAAUGGGUGCUUUGUGUGGGGGUCUUCUUCGUCUGGCAACUCCUAUUGAUCCUGACAUCAUCAUGUUAAUAGCCUUCCCAGGAGAUAUCCUUAUGAGGAUGUUAAAAAUGUUGAUCCUACCUUUAAUUAUAUCCAGUUUAAUCACAGGACUGUCAGGUUUGGAUGCUAAAGCUAGUGGCCGACUGGGCACAAGAGCCAUGGUCUACUACAUGUCUACUACUAUCAUUGCUGCUGUGCUAGGGGUGAUUCUGGUUUUAGCCAUUCACCCAGGAAAUCCCAAACUCAAGAAGCAGCUGGGAGAAGGAAAGAAAAAUGAUGAAGUAUCCAGUUUGGAUGCUUUCUUGGAUCUCAUCCGGAACCUGUUCCCUGAAAAUCUAGUCCAAGCAUGCUUCCAGCAGAUCCAAACUGUCACUAAGAAAGUGUUGGUGCCUCCACAAACUGAAGAACCAGCUAACGUCACUGACUCUGUCUUUGCUCUGAUGAACGAGACGAUGACUGAAGCACCACCAGAAGCCCAGUUGGUCAUUAAAAAGGGGCUUGAGUUUAAAGAUGGAAUGAAUGUCUUAGGCCUGAUAGGGUUCUUCAUUGCUUUUGGCGUUGCUAUGGGGAAGAUGGGAGAGCAGGCCAAAAUGAUGGUGGAUUUCUUCAGCAUCCUGAAUGAGAUUGUAAUGAAACUAGUGACUAUGAUCAUGUGGUACUCUCCUUUCGGCAUUGCCUGCCUUAUUUGCGGGAAAAUCAUUGCAAUUAAGGACUUAGAAGUGGUUGCCAGGCAACUUGGAAUGUACAUGGUAACAGUGAUCGUGGGCCUUCUCAUCCACGGUGGGAUCUUCUUGCCUUCACUGUACUUCGUGAUAACAAGGAAAAGCCCCUUCACAUUCCUUGCUGGCAUUUUCCAGGCAUGGAUCACAGCUCUAGGCACAGCUUCCAGUGCUGGUACAUUACCUGUCACUUUCCGUUGUCUUGAAGAAAACUUGGGCAUUGAUAAGCGUGUAACAAGAUUUGUCCUGCCUGUUGGAGCAACAAUUAACAUGGAUGGGACAGCCCUGUAUGAAGCAGUUGCUGCCAUCUUCAUAGCACAGAUGAAUGGAAUUAUGUUGGAUGGUGGGCAGAUAGUCACUGUGAGUCUGACAGCCACCUUAGCAAGUGUUGGAGCUGCCAGUAUACCCAGUGCAGGACUGGUCACCAUGCUUCUCAUCCUCACCGCGGUGGGUCUCCCCACUCAGGACAUCAGUCUGCUUGUUGCUGUUGACUGGCUCUUAGACCGGAUGAGAACAUCAGUAAAUGUUGUAGGAGAUUCUUUCGGUGCUGGCAUUGUGUAUCACCUCUCCAAGGCAGAGCUGGAAAACCUGGAUUCCCAGCAUAAGGGGCAUGAAGACAUUGAAAUGACCAAGACUCAAUCAAUUUAUGAUGACAUGAAAAAUCAUAGGGAAAACAACUCAAACCAAUGUGUUUAUGCAGCUCACAACUCUGUCAUAGUAGAUGAAUGCAAGGUGACACUGGCAACCAAUGGCAAAUCUGCAGACUUCAAUGUUGUUGAGGAAGAGCCUUGGAAACCUGAAAAUUAAGGAAAGCGAGUCCCAUCUCCAUCAUUAAUAAAUCCCUGAAGCUAUCUUAUGGUAAAAGAUAUCAAGAUUAAAGAAUAUUUCUCUAUUUAUUUAA
Molecule: messenger RNA, 2281 nt
Organism: Caretta caretta (loggerhead turtle)
Lineage: Eukaryota; Metazoa; Chordata; Testudines; Cheloniidae
Gene: SLC1A2
Product: solute carrier family 1 member 2
Biological process (GO): L-glutamate import across plasma membrane; L-aspartate transmembrane transport
Cellular component (GO): plasma membrane
Molecular function (GO): L-glutamate transmembrane transporter activity; glutamate:sodium symporter activity; neutral L-amino acid transmembrane transporter activity
Source: RefSeq, a predicted model, not a curated record